Messenger RNA from Hyposmocoma kahamanoa, 4534 nucleotides. RefSeq lists its product as uncharacterized. The coding region runs from base 299 to 4342 and encodes 1347 amino acids. The record is from RefSeq and is a predicted model, not a curated record. Gene Ontology annotation, biological process: microtubule anchoring. The transcript has 9 exons. Gene Ontology annotation, molecular function: microtubule binding. Gene Ontology annotation, cellular component: centrosome. NCBI's taxonomy places the organism in Eukaryota, Metazoa, Arthropoda, Insecta, Lepidoptera, Cosmopterigidae.
UGUUGCUGUCCCGUUGCAUCCUCUUGGCUAUUUUCACUUUUCACUCAACUAUCAGCUACCCAUAAACUUGCUUCCCUUUCUAGUUUCUGUCAAGCUCAUCAAAGAUCAUAUAAAAAAAUUUGACAACAAUCUGCCGCUGUUCUGUAACAAAAAUAAAAAUGUAACAAAAAGUUUGGCUAAUUCUUGCUUCACCGUGGGUGUACAUUUCAUCUAGUUGUUAGAAUUAUAUUUUUAUUACACUGAACCCAGAGAAUGUUACGAAAUUGUCCUACACAAAAGUUAUUUUCAUCCCCGCAAAAUGGAUGCUACUGCUACUACAUCGCCUCAAAUGCCUAUUAAAUUCAGUGAAGUGUGCAAUGUCUCAAUUGUAUCUAGAAACAAAAAUUUUUCACCGACGCCGGUGCGAAAGAACACUGUCGUCAAAUAUGCUAAAUUGCCGGAGUAUGAUUGUAACUCAAAAGCUGCAUGGCGCCAACCAGAGAACUAUGUGCUACCUGUAAAAUUACGUAAAAUUAUCGCUCUUGAAAACGAAGCUUUGACAUCCACUCAUGCUGAAAUUCAGGUGCCUGUGAAAUUUAUUACCACUAAACACACUAUGAGGAAAACAGUCACCAUUACAGAUCAAGAUGAUGCUCGGCAAAUUACAAGAUUGCAAAAGACCUCAUCAGCAAGGUAUUCCCAUGGAGCAGUUAAAAGUGAUAAUGUUAACGCAAACCCUAUAAGAACACCAACAAGCGGUAUAAUAAAAUCAAACAGGAAGGUAGAUAAAUCGAGUGUCAAAGUUGCCAGUUGUACCAAUAAUAAAUAUGUUUCUAAAAACGACAAGGGUAAACUUGUAAACAACAACUGCGACCAAAUUUCACAGAAUCCAAAAUUUCGAAACGUUCAUAGCAAGGAAAAACAAAAUAUACCUAAUAAUAGAAGUCAUAAUGGUCCGUCUAAGGUUAGUGUAAGCAAAAGUAUGAUACCACCAAGUGUAAAUGAACCAGAUUUGUGUCAUAUAAAGAGUAAAUUAACUCAGACUAUAUUUCGAUCUGAAAUGUCUUCAAAGAAAGCCCUUCUUAGACCUAAAGCUUCCACCAUCGCGCCAAAAUUAUGCAAAGUUGGUGAAAUUUUCAAAAAUAAUAAAGGGUUGAUCGAAAUACAUGUACCACUUGAUAAUACUGCUACGAAAACAAUGCCAAAUCAAACGCGAUUUCCGAAGGUCAAAAGCCAAACUUCUGUAGAGUCCAAUAAUGUUGAGCGCAAUGUCGGAACAGAAAGGAAUAUGUACAUUACUAAGGUAGUGCUAGUACAAAAAAAACAAGAUUCAAAUACCAAUGGAGCUCAGACAAUGGAGCCAGAAAUGUUGGAUGGUAAAUUUCAACAGUCUAAAGAAGACAUCAAUAAUUUGAAAAUAUCAUAUGAUUGCCUCAACACUCCAAAUAUUAAAUUGACGAAAGAUAGGAAAUGUACACUCAAAGAAAAUACAGUCUCUAUAGAUCAUAAACAGAGUUUGUCCACUGUGGUUUUACAGCCUUUCCAUGGCAUUCCUGUAAAGGGAGAUAAUUUUGAUGACGGGGGCAGCCAUAAAAAAUGUCCUGAAUUGAAAUGGAAUACGUUCACUUUGAAAUCGCAGCCUUUAAAAAAUAAAGAGGAUGUAAAUAAUGAAGAUACCAUCCGAAAGAGUCCCGAACAAAAUUUGAAACCGUUUACUUUGGAGUCCCAGCCUCUAAAAAAUCCUACCAAGAACGACAACGAUGGAAGCGAUGAUAGCCCUCAGAGUAGCCAUUCAUUGAUUGGUGGCGAAGAUAAACACCAAAUGCAUCCUUCAUUGAUACUAAGUCAACGCACCUUAACUUACACCACUAAACAAGAGAUUAACAUGGAUUUAGGCAGUAGAAUGAAUGAGACUAGUUCUUUAGGUCACUCCAUUUCUAAUCUGUCGCCUAGUCUACUAAAUUAUCCUUUGAAUGUCAUGGCAGUUUUUAAAACGGAGAAUAUUGACAAGCUAGGUCAAGUAUCAGCAGCUCAUACCAUGGAGAAAACUCAAGCGGCGAAAGAAAAAGCAGUCCAAAUUGAACACUUGAAUCAUCUUAAAGUAACUACAUCUGUUGGUUGUACCUCUCCCUACGUCAGCUGUAAAUUAAUUAAACCGUCUGAUAUCAUUAGCUCUAUAAGAGUCAAUACUGGUUUGUUACAAAACGAUUACAUUUGUAAACAGUUCGAAAGAGAACUCAAUUUUAUUGAUUCAUUUUUUGAAUCGUUACAGUACUUAGAAAAUUGUUCAUUAUCUGACAAAUGUUGCGCUGAUGGCAAAGUUGAGAACUGGGUCAAUAAUUCUGGGUUUGGUAACCCGGAAUACGAUUCGCUAUUUUCAAAGUUAGAAAAUGGCGCGACUACUGAUACUGAAACAAUGGCAUCCAAGAGUCUUUGUCUGCUCAAUUUACUCAUCCGCGAUGAACAAAGACGAGCCAAAAACCUCUUGUUUGUAUUGAAAAUGAGAGAAGAUGCUCUCAAAGAUUUUACUAAAUCUCAAAUUCUGUGGCUGGAGAAUAAGAAGAAAUUGGAGAACACGGAUAUAUCAACGUUAAAGAAAAAACAGCGCGGAGCUCUUCUAAAAUUACAGCACGAAUGCGGGGAAAUGCAACGAAUGCGAAAAGCGCUUCUCGCUCUAUCAGAGAAGCGCAAAGUAGCGCUUAUGAAGACAAAGAACAAUAUAGAAUUAAAGCUAAAGAGUAACGUCACCGUAGACCACAUACUAUUAGGAAAGAAAAAACUGAAAAGGAGCACCGUUACAGAUCGUAAUAUAGCUCCACUUAAGUGUUUCGACUUGUCAAGCAGCGGAUGCGACGACGUAACCCCGCCUCGAACUAGGUCGGACACCCAUUUGCUCUCCUUGGAAAGAGCAAAGAUUCCUGCUAACAUUGCCGAGAAAUGCGUCCAGACGGGGGACAGUCUUCUGGGAUCCUCUCUCGUUGACUCGGCAACAGACACUGCCGCUGAAAAUUUCGUAACUGUCGACGGCAGUUAUCUAAACAUACUUUUCCAAAACAUGUCCCUGCCACCAAUUUUCAGUGCUGGGAAACAAUAUGAGGUAAAUGAAGAAGCUUUAAAGAAUAUAUUAAACACUAAUUCUUAUACUAAAAAUGAGAACGAAAAUGAUGUCAUCGACACGUUCAUGGAUCAAAUAAAAAACAGGGAUCAAGACAGCGCCCCGAGCUCGCCAUCGACGGCGAGGAGUCUAGUCGAAGAGCUAGACCAAUAUUACAAAGGUCUAGCGAAUGAAGACAAAUUGCCUCUACUAGUACUUGAAGACAAUGUUUCCACUUUGGGUCUUCUCAAAGACCGUUCGAUUGUGGAAGCGAAAAAAAUGGAGAUUUGUUUGAAUCAAAAUGUCUCACAUUUAUCUCAGGAAGUCGGAACAUACGAUGUAGACAAAGAGGAUAAAGUGCCGGAGAACACUUUGAACAUUGUAGUGGAAAGUGAUAACAAACAGUUGUUAGACGUGGAAGAGACGUUGGCCUCAAGCAGCAUGCUGACCGGGCCGUUGCCGGUGCCCGCAGGAGCAUUUGCUCCAGACGAUGCGGUGCCGCCUGAUGGUACUUUUUAUAUGAAAAGUCCCACUGGAUCCGUUGCCACCGUAACAUCCCAAGAGAGUCAAAGCAGCGGUCAGACGAUGUCGCUGUCAUCUUUGACGUCACCUGUGCUCAACGAGGCAGAGGAGCUGCGUCGGCAGCAGCUCGCUAUCGAAAGAGAAAUUAAAGCUUUAGAGCAACAGCAAUGUCAGCUACUCGCCGUGCGGGAGAUCCCAGACAAACCUCCACCACCCUACACUCCGCCAGCCGAUGUGCGAACACCCAAAGCUUCGCGCGUGUUCCAAGUAGACGACACCAUUGAUGAUAAAGUGUACAAGCAAUUGUGUCAGAAACCCGAAGUUACCAUCGAGGCGGACGACAUAUUCGAUGUUUUUUUACAAGAUUAUUGCGAAGAAACAAUAAACAAACAGAAAUUAGAACAAAGCGAUAAGCCAUGGGAUGCAUAUAAUUUGCUACCACAGAAAUCACCCAUUGAAAGAGAGAAACUGGCUGCUAGUGCAACAACUGCAGUCAAAGAGCUUUUAUCAGGCCUUGGUACCACGGUUGUUUCAGGCGUGGGUGCGCGACGAUCUGAUCAUAUCGACGACAUUCUGUUCACGGAGUGGCGCCGCUGCGAAUCUGAGUGGACUGCGUUACACGUCGACGAGGCCGCCAUCAAGAACCAGAUCUUCGAGGGCAUCUUCCAGAGGAUUCUCACCGAAGUCAUCGACGAGUAUAAGAAAACCGUUCACAAAAUAAAUUGCACUGAUGAUGUCCAGUUAUAAUAUUUUAACACGAUUUGCAGUGAUGGUCCCUGGUCAAAUUCUGAUACUUUUACACAUACCUACGUUAUUUAGUCUUUUAAUCAUUGGUAGAUUGUUGUGCAUGUAAAAAAUACGACAAAUAGGUAAAAUGUUCAAGUAUUAAAUUAUUUAUUUAGAAAUAAAAAUAAUCGUUAAAAUAUCACAUAGUUCUUA